AUGUCAGACCAAAACAAAACAAAGAGAAUGGCCACUAAAGGUGCUCUUACACGUUUAACAACAUAUUUUAGAAGUAUAGAAAAUAAUGAAAUUAUCGACCUCGUAGAUUUAGAAAUGCGAUUAUCCAAAGCCGAAGAGCUUUUAGAUGUUUUUAAUGAGGUUCAGCUGCUUAUUGAAACUGAUGAUCCUGACUGCGAGGAAAAUUAUGACACAAUACAUGCCAUUGAAAGGCAGACUUUUGAGGACAGAUAUUUUAAAAUAAUAUCUGACAUCAAAAACCUUAUUUUAUCUAGACGACCUACUGACACGUCUGAUUCACGUAGUGUCAAUGGUUCAAUAGCAGCUGGGCCUACAAAUACAAGUAACAUUAAGUUACCUCCAUUGAAUCUAGCUACAUUUGAUGGAUCGUUUGAUCAAUUCCUCUUCUUUCGCGACAGUUUUAAUUCUAUUAUUAAUGAUGAUACUUCACUUUCCAAUGUACAAAAGUUUCAUUACUUACGUCUGUCAUUACGUGGCAUAGCUGCCGACACUAUUAAAUCUUUGCAAGUCUGCGAUGCAAACUACGACAUUGCUUGGAGUUUAUUGAUCGAAAGAUUUGAAAAUAAACAGUUACUUGUAAACAAUCACAUUAAAGCUCUCUUUAACCUACCACUAGUUACAAAAGAAUCAAAUCAAGGUCUCAGACAACUUCUAGAUAAUACACAAAAACAUUUACGUGCUUUAGAAGUUUUAAAACGCCCCACUAAACACUGGGAUGAUUUGAUUAUUUAUUUGUUAACAACAAAAUUUGAUAACUCAACAAGACGCUCUUGGGAGUCACAAAAUUGUAAAGACAACCUACCAGUUUUAGAUGAUUUACUGAAAUUUUUAAAAGAACGAUGUCGUAUCUUAGAGUCAUUAGAUAACUACAAUGAUAAUAAACAGGAUCAAAAUUCACCACGAUACAAAGGUAAUAAGUCUGAAACAAGAGCCUUUGUUUCUAACACAGAGAAUAGGUUUAAAUGCAACUUUUGUAACAAGGAACAUAAAAUAUAUUAUUGUCCUGACUUCUUAAAACUAAAUCCUACUAAUAGGUUAAACAAUGCAAAACGUCUACGUUUAUGCCUUAAUUGUCUUGGCACAUGCCAUCGUACUAAGGAUUGUCGUUCUACUGGUUGUAGAAAAUGUGGAAAGAUCCAUCACACUCUGUUACACUUCGAGAAUUCACAAUCCUCAAAUUCAGUUUCCACAGAAAACAAUUCUUCUCAAUCUUCAUUACCUUCCAAUGUUCCAAACACUGGGCUGCAGUCAAAUGAAUCUACUUCUCUAACUUCUCUUCAACACAUCAUAUAA
Messenger RNA from Diabrotica virgifera virgifera (western corn rootworm), 1332 nucleotides. RefSeq lists its product as uncharacterized. The transcript has a single exon. Bases 1 to 1332 code for a protein of 443 amino acids. The record is from RefSeq and is a predicted model, not a curated record. Lineage: Eukaryota; Metazoa; Arthropoda; Insecta; Coleoptera; Chrysomelidae.